AUAUAUAUACAUCGAUAAAAAUCCCUGUCGAUAGUCACUGGUCAUCAACCAAAAUUGGAGAAAACAUCCGACGCUGCUCUUUGAAGAGAUUUUCACGCCAACAUCUCUGUCGCGCUUAACGGAAACGGAAACCCAUCGGAAUAGCCGUGGUGUGUGUAGCUCAGCAUGGAAGUGCAGACCGCUCUGGUGCUGACGAUUCAGCUGAUAGCGCUGUUUUCGAUAGCGGGCGCUUUGCUACUGUAUCUGCUGUGCAAGGUGCGAGGAACUCGGGACGAUGCUACCGGAACGCAGAAGGGCUCGAUACUGAUCACCUGUGCGGACACCGCGCUGGGACUGCAGAUCUGCACAUUCUUCGCCAGUAAAGGACACCGGGUGUUCGCGGGCAUGAAGGACCCGGUGGAGUCGUUACCCGCGAAAUUGCUACGCGGUUGGAUGAAGAUGCGUGAAAACUCCGACACACCAGUCAGCGGUUCGGUCGUGCCGAUGAAAAUCGACGUUACGCGGGAAGACGUGCUGCGUGAGGCGGCCGAAUCGAUGGGCGCUCAUCUGAAUGCUGGCGAGCGGGGCAUACUGGCCGUGAUCAACACGGCUGGAUCGGUGUACCGUGGGCGCAUCGACUCGCAGGACUCGCUGCAGUGGGAGAACAUGUUCAAGAACAACGUGAUGGGGUGUCUGAGGACGGCGCGCGCUUUCAUCGGACUGUUGCGACCGACACGGGGCCGCCUGAUUCUGCUCGGCUCCGGUAACGAUGAUGAUGGGCUGACCGUGUUUAUGGCCACACGGAAUGCGGUGCAGGGAUGUGCCGAUGCUCUGCGCAAGGAGCUGAGACCGUACGGCGUUAAUGUUGUGACACUGGACUCGCGGGGUGUUCCGGCUGAGUCGCUGUUUAAGGCACCGGUUCCAUACACCAUCUCCGAUGAGGAAGGUGUCCCAACGCAGUACAGUGCGGACGUGCUGACCAGCUCGGCUUUGGGCGUAAUUGAGCGGGCCCUGUAUGACAGCCGCCCCAGUGAGACCUACUGUCUUUCGGUGCCAAACAGCAAGUUCCAGAUGAAGCUGCCCUGCCGGUCAUCGUUGAAGAUUUCCGCCAGCCGCACAGACUCGAAGCCCAUACAGAGUGUCUGAAAGUCCGACGAACCGGGUAGCUCGGAGCACAGACAGAUUUCAGAACUUCUUUGUGCCUAUUCGUGUGUCUAAUUUUCGUUUUGCUAAGUGCUGUUUGUACGAACGUGUCAUCCUGAAACACAUACUCGUUGGUGGCUAUCGUUGUUUCACACGAUUGGCAACGGUUUCGGCUGGGUUAGAGCGCCAAGGCUAGCUUGCUGUUUUGUUCGGAACGGUUCGCUGCUUCCCGAAUCGCUGACAAAUGCGAUAUUCUCCCUCCUCCUCCCUCCCACCCACUCCCCUCCUCCAAUCCCUGUGUAAAGUUUGUUUAUUUUAAGCAAAUGAUAUGAUUGUUUUAGUGUAAAAUACAUACAGAAAUAAAUGAAGUACUUUAUUUCGU
Molecule: messenger RNA, 1504 nt
Organism: Anopheles merus
Lineage: Eukaryota; Metazoa; Arthropoda; Insecta; Diptera; Culicidae
Product: retinol dehydrogenase 5
Exons: 4
Coding region: 166-1125 (319 amino acids)
Source: RefSeq, a predicted model, not a curated record